This is a messenger RNA of Lizanozyma spartinae, 663 nucleotides long. RefSeq names its product WW domain-containing protein IFU5 (gene IFU5). Gene Ontology annotation, molecular function: protein binding. NCBI's taxonomy places the organism in Eukaryota, Fungi, Ascomycota, Pichiomycetes, Serinales, Debaryomycetaceae. The record is from RefSeq and is a predicted model, not a curated record. The transcript has a single exon. Bases 1 to 663 code for a protein of 220 amino acids.
AUGUCCCAAGACUCAAAGAAGGCCCCAGUGGUGCCUGAUGGUUGGCUAGCCAAAUUUGAUGACAAGUAUAGUACGUGGUAUUAUGUUGAUUUAGCUACAAAGAAAUCACAAUGGGAGGCUCCAAAAGGAACAAGGUUUGAUACUGAUGGCAGUGAUGUUGCUCCCCCGCCAUAUAACCCCAAUUCGAAGUCCAAUGACAAGAACAAUAGUGGAGAGUCCAGAAGUGGUAGUUAUGGAGGAGGGCACCAAGGUGGUGGUUACGGAGGUGGACACCAAGGUGGUUAUGGAGGUGGACCUCAAGGUGGCUACGGUGGAGGUCCUCAAGGUGGAUAUGGUGGAGGCUACGGUGGCCCUCAAGGUGGCUACGGUGGUGGCUACGGUGGACCUCAAGGUGGUUACGGGGGAUACCCUCCACAAGGUGGUUACUAUGGUGGUUAUCCUCCUCAAGGUGGAUACGGUGGCUACCCUCCUCAACCUCAAUAUGCUCAACAACAGGGCCGUAAGAGUGGUAUGGGAGGCAUGGGAGGUAUGGCAAUGGGUGCAGGUGCUGGUUUACUUGGUGGAGCAUUACUUGCAAAUUCCUUUGAUCAUAUGCAAGAGGAUGCUUAUCAAGAUGGGUUCCAAGAUGGAGCUGAUUUUGAUGGCGGAGGAGGAGAUUUCUAA